UUGGGAGAGGGACGAACUCUCGCACUCGUUCAUCCAUUCAUCGCCAGGUACACGACGCUGGCAAAAGACGAAGUGCACAGAGAACGGAAUCCAGGCAAGCGAAAUUGAGCAUUGUGUCGCGGCAGAUUUCAUAGCGGCGAGGGAGGAAUCGAGGUUUGGGACUUGAGGAUUGAGUGAGGACGUUGAAGUCGGUGGGUUAUGCUCGUGAAAUCGAGCUGCUGUUGAAAGGAAGAGGAAGAAAUGGCGCUCGUGGAGGCCAUUUCCUGUGCGGCUUUUCCAGUGAGUUCCGCGAGGAUGGCGGCUGUGGCGAUGGCCGCGCCUCAGUGCCAUGCGUGCGUGGGAGUAGAAUGUAGGGAAAUCAGGAGUAGAAGUCAGUUGAUGGGUGUGGCUCUUGAAACGGGAAAGUCGAGUGUGGCCUUCGGCAGAGCGAGGGAUGACUCCACCCGCAGAGGGAUGUCUGUGAUUUCCAGGGUGGGUGGUCCGGGUGGAGCUGGACCUCCCAGACCCCGUAUUACGAUGCCUGGUCGUCGAGGUCCCGCACAGCAACAGGAGCCUUCCAACAAUGAUGGACCACUUAUGAAUCAAGACAUUCGAGUGCCACAAGUCAGGCUUUUGGACGAGGAGUCAAACAUGUUGGGAGUUGUGGCGACGGGAGAAGCUCUGCAACGAGCCCGAGACGCCGACCUUGACCUUGUUAUGAUUUCUCCUGAUGCCGAUCCCCCAGUGGUGAGAAUUAUGGAUUACAGUAAGUAUAGGUAUGAACAACAAAAGAAGAAGAGAGAAGCUCAGAAGAAGGCUGCCGCUAGUCGACAGGAGCUUAAAGAGCUGAAAAUGAGGUACAAUAUUGAUACUCAUGACUACCUUGUCCGCUUAAGGGCAGCUCAACGAUUUUUAAAAGAUGGAGACAAGGUUAAGGUUGUUUGUCAGUUUAAGGGACGAGAAUUGGACUUCAAGGAUCUUGCUGUAAAGUUAUUCGAAAAGUUUCAGGAAGACGUAGGCGAGGCUGCCAUCGUGGAGCAGAAGAUAACAUUUGAAGGCAAAACCAUGAUCAUGGUGUUGACUCCAAACAAGGCUAUGGUACAGAAAGAGAAAGCUGCUGCCCAAGCCCAGUCUGCUGCUGCUGCAUCAAAGGCCAAGACACCACCACAAGGAGGGGAUAAAGCUGAAGCUCUGACAUCGGUAGAAAUAGAAGCUUAAAUUAUUCUUAUACCCUGCAGGAUACGUAGACCAUUGUUGUAGAGUACAGAAAUUUACGUCUCAGCGGGUUCGUUCAGAAUCUGUCUAAUUGUUCAUUACCUACCUUGUAAAUGUAGUACGAGAGUAGUUUUGGUGCGGAGGUCCUAAUCCCUCCGACAAAUUGUUGAGUCCAAUACUACUUGUCAAGCCUGUGGAAAGGGCUUUGAUGGUCAGCCCUACUUUUGCGUGGUUUCCCAUACACAGUUACCAAUGUUCCAUUGCAUUUACCACAUCUCCUCCCAAUAUUUGUUCGAGCAGUUGCAUGAAACAGUAUAUGUGUAAACUUUUGGCGGCCUGGUGGGUUCUCCUAUUUUGUGUUAGGAAGACAACGCAUUGAUGUACCUUUCAACGCCUUUAUGUACGUUCAUCCAAUGUCUUAUGCCCACAACCAUCAAACAUGCCUGGUUCA
Marchantia polymorpha subsp. ruderalis is the source of this 1645-nucleotide messenger RNA. The record is from the annotation of a GenBank genome assembly. Lineage: Eukaryota; Viridiplantae; Streptophyta; Marchantiopsida; Marchantiales; Marchantiaceae.